UGAACGCAUCACGUUACUAUGGUGACUCAACGCUGAGACUUGGGAAAAGUCACGAUAAAUUCAGCUACCUAACUUAUUAAAUAAUAGACACGGGGUCGAAAGGACAACGGCACGAUGGAUGAACUGGAAGACUUUGAGAGUUUUUUGAAGAAGGUUGACAAAAUAAGUGAGCUAGUGAAAGAUCUCAAUUCUUCUGACGUCAAAGUCCAGCAAAAAGCAAUGGAGAAAGCUGAUUGCUACAUAGCUGCUGGGGAUGAACCCUGCAGGACAAAAGUCAACAAGACUACAAUCAACACAAGCCCACUACUUGAACCUACCUUGAGUCCGCAUAUGCAGAAUGAAAGUCCAGAGAGUUUCAUGAAGAUUAUGGAAAGAGAUGCUGAAGACAGGAGGAUUGCUAAAGAGAAAAAGGCAAUUGCACUCAAAGACAAGGGGAAUGGAGCUUACGCUCAAGAAGACUAUGAAACUGCUGUGAAGUAUUACACUGAUGGUCUGGCUGAACUACGGGACAUGCAGACAUUGUACACCAACCGAGCACAAGCCUACAUCAAGCUGGGAAAGUACCAGGAGGCCAUCAGUGACUGUGAAUGGGCCCUGAAGUGCAAUGAGAGGUGCAUAAAGGCUUAUGUACACAUGGGCAAAGCACAUUUGGAAUUGAAGAAAUAUAAUGAGGCCAGAAACUGCUUUGAAAAGAUAAUGGAAAUUGAGCCUGGGAGGCAGAAGUUGGCAAAAGAAUACCUGAUCCAGGUAGACUUGGAAGAGAACAGAGAGCGUCAGGAGAUGAAUGCAAGAGAAGAAUUUGACAAGGGAGAAGGGAAGGCCACAACAGUGCCCCAUCUGUUGGAGAAGCUAUCACGACCCAGUCAGAUGCCCUUCGACUAUUGUGAAGGAUUGGAGAUUUUGUCACGAGCAGUUACUGACUGUACAGGCCAGACCCUUUUCAGACUGAACAAUGGCUUUAGUGUCAUCAGCAGCAAUGACACGGUGAAGAGUUGCCUGUUGCAGAAAACAAAGGAUCCAGACUGCCAGGGGUUGUGUGUGUCUGUCCUGAAGUUAUGGACAGUUAUUUGUAGUGGAAAUGAUGAAAAUCAAAAGAUACUGAUGACAUGCCCAGUCUUCAGACAGUCCAUUGUGGACUUAGUAAGCUCAGAGCAUGUUGCAGUACAGAAAGAAUGCUUGGCAUUACUAUGUUUAUACUCACAUAUGCCGUAUGCCAGACGUUUGGCCAUUGAGAACCUGGAGGUGCACAAGUUAGUGAGGAACCUCAUGGUGUGCAUCUCAAAGCCCAAGCAGCAGCAGGAGAACACAGCAUGCACCAUUCUGGGAAACUUUGCAGCAGAAAACAAAUUUUGUAUUCAGUUAAGGAAUGUGUUGACUGACUCUGUCAUUGUGCCAUUUACAACAAUACUGAGGAAUAGCAGCAAGACCAAUCAGCAUGUGCUUCCAUCACUGAUAUCCGCUAUUGGCUGUCUGGCUCGAGAUGAUGUCAUCCUCCACAAUCUUGCUCAUGAUCUAGAAUGUUGGAAGGCCUUCCUGGUUGCCACUAGAAAUUGCAGUGCAUAUGAAUACAAAGAGAUCCUGUACCCUCUGCUUGGCUUGAUGAUCAACCUUUCAACUAUCACCUCUUCAGUCAUCCAGGAGCAUGCUGUUUCACUGUGCGACUGCUGUCUGGGCUUUUUGAGGGACAGUGAUGGAGGAGUCAUAACUAGAGCCACAGGUUUGCUGAGCUCCAUCCUCCCUCAGUCCUCUGAGGCUAUUCACCAUGUUAUUCAAAGGGAUGUGGUCCAGACCAUGCAGCAGUUGCUGAAGGGAACAGGGCAGACCAUCACUAAGUAUGCCAUUAAGACCCUGACAGUGUGUACUGCUGCCAGUCACGUGGCACGAGAGGAGCUGGUGAAGUCUGACAAAAAACUGUCGAUUUUGCGUCAUUUGCUGAGCUCCAGCUGUGAUGAGAUGGUGUUAGGAAAUGCAGCGCUGUGCUUGGCCCACUGCCUCGAGUUGCCAGGAAUUGCCAACAACCUGCUAGGCACUGAUAUUGUAUUGCUGCUACUGCGCCACGCUGCAGGGGAUGCUAAGAGGAUGGCUGUGCAGCAGAAUGCAGCGAUUGCUCUGGGGAAGCUGUGCUGGUCUGAGCCCAGACAUAUGAAUAAACUUCGAGAACUACAUGGCCUUGAGAUCCUGCACUCCUGUGUGAAGCUCAUCACAUGAACCCAUGGCAAUAUAAUCUUGUUGUUUGUCAUGAGUCUUGUUCUAUUCUGGAUUCUCUUUUAGGUCCUGGUAGUAAUGUCUACCGGCUGACUGUUUCCUAAGGGUCUCAGAGCCCUGCUGGGUUUCUAUUCUUCAGACCCACUGAGUGAUUUAUGAACUAGUAGAAUCAAUUCUGUAGGUAAUUGUAAGCCAGUGUAAGGAUUUAAGAUUUUUUUUUGUUUUGGUGGAAGAAUGUUAAAGCUGCCUUGUGCUAUAUGUCUUUUAUUAGAUUAAAAUAUCAUUCAUAUUUUCAAUCCAAAUAUUUGUCCUGAACUGUCAAAAAUACACAAAUAUACAGUAUGACAGAAUGCAUUGCUUAAACAAAGAAGCUACAAACUGCAGCAUUAACCAAAUAAAUCACAAGUUCUAAUAAA
This is a messenger RNA of Monopterus albus (swamp eel), 2621 nucleotides long. It is a transcript of the gene ttc12, whose product is annotated as tetratricopeptide repeat domain 12. Lineage: Eukaryota; Metazoa; Chordata; Actinopteri; Synbranchiformes; Synbranchidae. Gene Ontology annotation, cellular component: centrosome; cytoplasm. Bases 115 to 2208 code for a protein of 697 amino acids. Gene Ontology annotation, molecular function: protein binding. The transcript is spliced from 21 exons. The record is from RefSeq and is a predicted model, not a curated record. Gene Ontology annotation, biological process: sperm axoneme assembly; axonemal dynein complex assembly.